AUGUGUAAUUGUUAUGCAUUAUGUGAUCAUGCGAGUCGAAUAGCCGAGUGGUUAAGGCGGGGGAGUCGCAAGUUCGUUUUAUACUUUGUAGACAUUAAUGAAUGCGCAAGCAAUCCGUGUCAGAAUGGUGGCGCGUGUGUCAAUGGUGCCAACAUGUUCACCUGUAGUUGUGUUACUGGUUUUUCUGGGACCCUCUGUGAAUCAGAUGUAAAUGACUGUAACCCGAAUCCAUGCCAGAACAGUGGUGUCUGUUUUGAUGAGACUAAUAGUUAUCGAUGCCAAUGUCUCGUUGGGUUUACAGGCAAUCAUUGCGAACUGACUCUUGGAUGUAAUCAAGAAUACCAAAUACCAAGUUGCGAUAAGGUCACCAUUACAUCCCCGAAUUAUCCCGCCCCCUACGCCAACAACGCAAACUGUCUUUGGACUUUCACUGCAACGUCAAACACUCAGAUCCGUGUCGUUUUUUCAACAUUUGAUGUUGAGGACGAACAUGAUUUUGUGAAAGUUGGAAACACAGUCACACCAUUAUCAACAAACGAGAUUGUUACGUUAAGCGGGGACACGGUUCCACCGUCGUUUGUAAGCAGUGGCAACCAGCUGUGGAUGACGUUUGUGACGGAUUCCAAUAAAGUGGAGAAUGGUUUCUAUGUUGAGAUACAGGAUACAUGCUAUGUGGAGAAUCCCUGCAGUAACAUGCCAUGCUUGAAUGGUGGUAUGUGCCUCACCCUGACCCCAACGACCUUUUCAUGUACCUGUGUCACUGGCUAUUCUGGAGGUUUCUGCCAAAUUGCACCAUUACCAUGCGCUUCUGCUCCAUGUCAGAACGGUGGGCAGUGCACAGACAGUGGUGACUCACUGCUCUGUUCUUGUCCACUCGGAUUCAGUGGUUCUUUCUGUGAAUCCACAUCUUCUCCAUGUGAUGAUAAUCCAUGUCAAAAUGGUGGAUUUUGCCAAGUAUCUGGAAAUUCCUACAUAUGCUCUUGUUCUGGAGAUUUUACUGGAGAUAACUGCGAGAUACCAGCUGAUUUGUGUAAUCCUAACCCUUGCCAGAAUGGGGGUGACUGUAAUGAUAAUGGAGAUGACACGUACACCUGCACAUGCCCAGCUGCCUACAUUGGUACAAACUGCGAGACCUUUGAUAUUGACGAGUGUCAAAGCCAGCCAUGUCAAAAUAACGGUGCAUGUACCGACAGCAUUAACCAGUACACGUGCUCUUGCGUGGGUGGCUGGACUGGGGUUGUAUGUAAUGUUGAUGUAAAUGAAUGCAUAAGCAAUCCAUGUGCAAAUGGUGGCGUAUGUAACAAUCUUCGGAACCUCUAUUCAUGCAGCUGCGCGGCAGGAUUCACAGGCACUCGGUGCUUAGUGGAUCUGAAUGAAUGUGCAAGUUCUCCAUGUCAGCAUGGUGCCACCUGCUUCGAUGGAACUAAUCGCUACACCUGCUAUUGUCCACCUGGUUGGCAAGGUAUCAACUGUGAUAUUGAUACUGAUGAAUGUAGAAGUGUCCCCUGUUUUAACUUUGGGACUUGUAUCGACCAGAUUAAUAGUUACGAUUGCAUAUGCCCUGCUGGAUGGCUCGGAACGAACUGUGAAACAGAAAUACCACAGUGCUCAGCGCAACCUUGUUUAAAUGGUGGAACAUGUACUAAUUUCAUCAACUACUACAUCUGUGACUGUUUACCAUUUUGGACAGGUGCCAACUGUGACAUAGUUAAAUCAGGCACUUCAAUUUUAUCUGUGUCUUUGACGUUUAACCUAAACUUUGAGGUAAAUUUUAACGAUCCGUCAUCGAAAGAAUUCAAUGAGCUGUCUUCUAAUAUCUCAGACUUUUUGAGCGAGAGUUUGUCAUUAAAUGAAGAUGUCAGGAUACACAUACUCAGCUUUUCCCCUGGUAGUAUAGUUGUUGAUGCCAAUUUCUAUGUGUUAAAUACAAAUACGUCAUACAAUAAAUUGUUGGAAACUCUAACUCAUGAACUCAUCAGAAUCGCAAAUAUUUCUAAUGGAUAUCUAAUCUCCGAUAGCAUCAUUGUCAGCAGCACAGAAAUGUGUUACAAAGAAGUUUAUGAUGAACUCACAUUUCCUGAUGCCAACAUUGGAGACACUGUAUAUUCUGAGGAAUUGUGUGGCGAAAGUAAAGUGAAUUAUCGCAUGCCUCGUGCUAAACGAACAUGUAAAGGAGAUGGAUUAAGUGCAGCUAUAUGGGAAGAUCCUGAAAUGACAGACUGUGGGCCUGAUGCUACAGCCGAACAAAUGUUAGAACGUCUAAAUAUGGUGAUUUUCAAAUUUUAUAGAUUGCAAAUGAAUUAAUGAUAGUAAUUCGAAUAAUUUCAUAUACCGUACGUAUUGUUGCUUUGUACGAAAUUACGAAUAAAUAAUAGUAAUAAUCAUAACUUAACACCGUUGUUGAAUACAUAAACUCCGCUAAUGUGUAGCUGUCAAUCAAUCAAUCAAUCAAAACAGACUUCAAGUUUC
This is a messenger RNA of Anneissia japonica, 2469 nucleotides long. RefSeq names its product fibropellin-1-like. Lineage: Eukaryota; Metazoa; Echinodermata; Crinoidea; Comatulida; Comatulidae. Gene Ontology annotation, biological process: establishment or maintenance of epithelial cell apical/basal polarity; heterophilic cell-cell adhesion. Bases 1 to 2304 code for a protein of 767 amino acids. Gene Ontology annotation, cellular component: plasma membrane; protein-containing complex. The record is from RefSeq and is a predicted model, not a curated record. Gene Ontology annotation, molecular function: calcium ion binding. The transcript is spliced from 17 exons.